Messenger RNA from Letharia lupina, 258 nucleotides. RefSeq lists its product as uncharacterized. NCBI's taxonomy places the organism in Eukaryota, Fungi, Ascomycota, Lecanoromycetes, Lecanorales, Parmeliaceae. The record is from RefSeq and is a predicted model, not a curated record. Bases 1 to 258 code for a protein of 85 amino acids. The transcript has a single exon.
AUGGAGGGGUUGUUGGGAUGCGCAAUCGUGGCUGUCAUUUUUAGAUCCCGGUGGGGUGGAAACCAAGACCCUCGGACACAGUUGCACAAGGAGACCUCUAUCGAAGGAGACAUUGGUGAUAACAAAUUUCGAGCUUCCGAUACUCUCUGUAAUCGUGCUGUGGACAUCUUUUUCUCAAAGGCGCUGGUCAUCGAGGUCUCAGGCGAUAAAGCGGUAUUGUUCCGGCGCCAAGAUCUGUGGGCGCCCCGCCGGGAAUAA